AUGGAAAGUAAAACAAUUGGAAUACUAGGAGGUGGCCAAUUAGGUCGUAUGAUAGUAGAAGCAGCUCAUAGAUUAAACAUCAAAACAGUAAUCUUAGAUGCACCAAAUUCACCAGCAAAACAAAUAAAUGCAUUAGAUUCUCAUGUUGAUGGAUCAUUUACUGAUUAUGAAUCUAUAUUAAAAUUAGCUCAGAAAGUAGAUAUUAUAACUGUUGAAAUUGAACAUAUUGAUGUUGAUGCAUUGAAAAAAGUACAAUCACAAUUUCCUAACCUAGAGAUUUACCCUUUACCUGAAACUAUUAAAUUAAUUCAAGAUAAAUAUUUACAAAAAGAACAUUUAAUUUCUAAUAAAGUAUCAGUUAUAGAUUCACAACCAGUUGUUGAAAACACCAUUACAAAUUUGGAACAAAUUGGUGAAGAAUAUGGUUAUCCUUUUAUGUUAAAAUCAAGAACUUUAGCUUAUGACGGUAGAGGAAAUUUCGUUGUAAAAGAUAAAUCAACAAUUCCAAAAGCUUUAGAAUUUUUAUCAAAUCGUCCACUUUAUGCAGAAAAAUGGUGUCCAUUCACAAAAGAGUUAGCAGUAAUGGUAGUUAGAUCAAUGAAAGGUGAAGUAUUUGCAUAUCCAACAGUUGAAACAAUUCAUAAAAAUAAUAUAUGUCAUUUAGUAUAUGCACCAGCAAGAGUUACUGACACAAUAGCUAAAAAGGCAUCAUUAUUAGCUCAAAAUGCUGUAAAAUCUUUUCCUGGUUGUGGUAUAUUUGGAGUUGAAAUGUUUCUUUUAGAAAAUGGUGAAUUAUUAAUCAAUGAAAUUGCUCCAAGACCUCAUAAUUCAGGUCAUUAUACUAUUGACGCAUGUGUAACAUCACAAUUUGAAGCUCAUGUAAGAGCUGUGGCGGGUUUACCUAUGCCAAAGGGAUUCACUGAUUUUUCAACAACUAUAACAAAUGCAAUAAUGUUGAAUGUAUUAGGAGAUUCUAAAAUUCCAAAUAAAGAAUUAGAAAUAUGUAAAAGAUCUUUAGAAACUCCUCAUUCUUCAGUAUAUCUUUAUGGGAAAACUACAAGACCAGAAAGAAAAAUGGGUCAUAUAAAUAUAGUAACUUCAUCAAUGGAUGAUGCAGAAAAUAGAUUAUCAUAUAUAUUAGGUAAUUCAUCAACCAUACCAGAAUCUUUAACCACUCCAAAAGAACAACCAUUAGUAGGAAUAGUAAUGGGUUCAGAUUCAGAUUUACCAGUAAUGUCAGUAGGAGCAAGAAUAUUGAAAAACUUUGGUGUUCCCUUUGAAUUAACUAUAGUAAGUGCUCAUCGUACACCACAUAGAAUGUCACAAUAUGCAAUUGAAGCUCAUAAUCGUGGAUUAAAAUGUAUAAUAGCAGGAGCAGGUGGAGCUGCACAUUUACCAGGAAUGUUAGCAGCAAUGACUCCAUUACCAAUAAUAGGAGUUCCAGUAAAAGGAUCAACAUUAGAUGGUGUUGAUUCAUUACAUUCUAUAGUUCAAAUGCCAAGAGGUAUACCUGUUGCUACUGUUGCUAUAAAUAAUAGUACAAAUGCUGCUUUAUUAGCUAUUAGAAUUUUAGGAAGUUAUGAUAAUCAAUGGUUUGAUAAAAUGAGUAAAUAUAUGAGUGAUAUGGAACUGGAAGUUUUAAGUAAAGCUGAGACGUUGGAAGAAAUUGGAUAUGAAGAUUAUUUAACUGAUAAAUUGAAAAAAGCUUGA
Molecule: messenger RNA, 1710 nt
Organism: Lodderomyces jiufengensis
Lineage: Eukaryota; Fungi; Ascomycota; Pichiomycetes; Serinales; Debaryomycetaceae
Gene: ADE2
Product: phosphoribosylaminoimidazole carboxylase
Exons: 1
Coding region: 1-1710 (569 amino acids)
Biological process (GO): 'de novo' IMP biosynthetic process
Molecular function (GO): ATP binding; metal ion binding; phosphoribosylaminoimidazole carboxylase activity
Source: RefSeq, a predicted model, not a curated record